This is a messenger RNA of Vigna unguiculata (cowpea), 1604 nucleotides long. RefSeq names its product FCS-Like Zinc finger 8-like. Lineage: Eukaryota; Viridiplantae; Streptophyta; Magnoliopsida; Fabales; Fabaceae. The record is from RefSeq and is a predicted model, not a curated record.
AAGGAAAAUUGAAAAUGAAAGCAAAGCUUUCAAGUAACAACGUUUGAUUGAUUUUCAUGCACACAAAAACAUCUUUUGCUUUGCUUUUUCUUCCUUUAGAAACCAUAUUCGGGCAUCUAUCCCUCUCUCUCCUCCAACUCCAAACCUUUCCCUCUUUUCUUUCCUCUUUCUACUUCUUCUGCAUAAAGUUUCAGAAUUAAAAUUCAGAAACCAAAAAGAAAAAUCAUAAGCCCAAAGUACCAGUACUUGUUGCACUACCAUUUCUGUUUUAUGGGCAUAGAUGCCUUUUUUUUCCUUCUUGAAGAAAAUUAACAAGAGAGAAUUCAGUUAGUCUGACACUUUCAGAUCACCCCUUCUUUUUUCACUGUCACAAAUUCCUCACAAACAUUCCCAGAACACUGCCACUGUUUUUAACCUGAAACUCAAGUGUAAGGACUUAUGCUGCUCAGAAACAGAUCAAGAGCUGUCACAAAACCAAGUUUGAUGGGUGAUCACAGCUCCCAGCCAAGUCCAAACCAGAGUUACAAAAGAACCAUUCCUUCUUUGUUUUCACCCAAAUUCCGUGACUUCUCAUUCAAGUGUCUCUCAGGAGCUGAGGCUCUGAGAAGCCCCACGUCCAUUCUUGACACCAGAGCCUUAACCCCAUUUGGGAAUCCUUUGUCACAUGAGAAAAAGAUCGAGACUUUUGCCUCCUCAAGAGUACCCUCAGAAAACAGAAGUUCAUGGGACUCAAAAGGCAUUGGUCUUGCUCUUGUUGGUGCACUUAAAGAUGAACCUGUUCUUCAGAGCACAGCUAAACCAUGUAGUGGAAGUGUUCUCUUUGGAACUAAGCAUAGGGUGAAAAUCCCUCCACUACCACCACCACCUUCAACUUCUGAAUCAACCAAAACAUGUGACGUUGCUGGUUUUGCUGCGAAAACCAAGGAUUCUCCAUUAUCGGUUGCAACAGGUGUUAUGAGUUUGAGUGAGAUGGAACUUUUUGAGGAGUACACGUGUGUGAUAUCUCAUGGUCCUAAUCCUAGAACAACACAUAUAUUCGACAAUUGUAUCGUGGAAAGUUACUGUUCCCUCCCCAAUAACACUCUCUCACCUUCACUCAAUUUUCUUAGCUUUUGUCACACUUGCAAGAAGCAUCUUCGGCAGACAAAUGACAUUUUUAUUUACAGAGGAGAGAAAGCUUUCUGCAGCAAAGAAUGUCGUCAGCAAGAGAUGGUGCUAGAUGGAGCAGAAAUUUCAGAAUUUGACGAAUACUAAUGGUCAUUUUUUGAGUUGCAUAGCACAGCCUGAAAGUGAUAGAUUAUGAUGGGAUAAACAUCUAGUCACAAAUUUCUAUUCUUGGUUAGAAUUUCUAGAUAGCAUAUUAUAUUUAGCCUUUUGAAGUGUUUUGGUUUUGUUAUUUUGGCUUCUCCGUGCAAAUAGAGAUAAGGGAGGAUGAGGAUGUAGAGUUUAUUUCAAGAAAUGAGUAGUUUUAGAUUGCUUACGGUUUUCUGCCUUUGUUUUUGGCUGAAGAUGGUGACGAUGAUGAUGAAAUAUGACUGAAAAUGUUGCCUCUUUAUUGUUAUUUUCUUCUUAUCUGAGUAGAUGAUGAUGCCUAUUAUUGUAAA